CCGGCCCACCGCUCCUUUUACCUUUCCCCUUUCCGAUCCGCCCCAUCGCAACCCUACCGAUCGAAUUCCUCCGAGCCAUGUCGCCGCCGCCGGCGCAGGAGCCAUGGAUCAUCCUGGCCGCAAUCCCAAAGGUUGUAGGGUACAAGGAGGCGAAGCGCAUCUUCCCGCCGGGCGCCGACAUCUCCGUCGUCCGCAACAGGGUCCCUCGGGCCUCCGUCCUCACCGUGCCGCCCCACAUCUCCCUCCCGCCCUGCCUUGGAGCCUACCCCUACGUCGUCACCGCCGACCGCUCCGGCCUGCUGCUCCUCCUCGGCACGCAUCCUGUCAACACCAACUCCGUUGUUGUCUCCCACCACAUCUGCGACGCGCGCACCGGCGAGGUAGUCACCCUCCCCGAGCUCCCACCAAUGCGCCAGAUGAGCUUCUAUGGUGCCGCCAACGUCGGCCUCAUCAUGAAGGACGACGACGGCUGUAUGGUUGCUGAGCUCCAGCCCCGACGCGACAGCACCGGCAGUGUCAUCCUGCGCAACUACAAGGUGGGUGGGGAGUGCUGCGACUGGCGCGAGAGGGAACUCACCUGCUCGCCCCCGCUCACCCGGGACUGGUACCCCGAGGGCGUCGUCUCCCACGGUGGGAUGCUCUGGUGGGUCGACCUUUCCUACGGCCUCCUCGCCGGCGAUCCCUUCGCCGAGGAGCCGAACCUGCUCCACGUACCGCUACCGCAAGUUCCCGACCAGCUUCGUCCUGACGUUUACGACCGGGGUGGCCGCGGCGCCCACCGCUGCGUGAAGGUGAGCGGAGGAAGGCUGAUGUACGUGCAGAUCCACGGUGACCCUAACGUGCCGGUGGUCAGCACAUGGAUGCUCGCCGAAUCAAUCUUGUCGCCCGGGGAGUGGGACUGGCACCGCCACCGCAGCAGCGUGCCCUUGGCCGAGGUCUGGAUCCACCAGAGUUACGUGGACACCACGCUGCCGUUGAGCAUCCCUACUCUCGCGCUCCUCCACCCCACGGAUCCCGACAGGCUCUACUUCUUCCUCCAAUCGCACAUCUUCGCAGUCGACCUUCGGCUGAGGAAGCUGGUGGCGUUCAAUCAGUUUAGGAUGCCGGAGCCGCCGUGUCAACAUCGUCUGAAGCGCACCUCCCACUUCGUCCACGCAUGGCACUAUGAUCCUUCAAGCAGUCGAUCUGAUUUUGUAUCGACAUGCUUGAGGCAGAACAAGGCGAUUAUACCUAGGAUUAAGAGAAGAUUCUCUGGUAUCAUUCCCGUCACAUGUAGAACUGCUAAAAGGUUGAAGACGAUUUGGGAUUCUAUAACCAGGGAGCAGCAGGAGCGGGAGCGGGAGUGGCAGAAGCAAGUUAUGUGCCAUGAUUUUAAAUGGUGCAGAAUCUCUGAAGAAAGGCAGGAUCAGCCAGCCUCAUGAAGUAUGAAUUAUGAAUCUUCAGGAAGCGUUAUUACCUCUCGGAGAGGCCGCACAUAUAUAUGGCUUAUGUUGGAAACCAUCUCUAACGUAGGAUUACAUGAUGAUGCCGAAUAAUAAGGAAACAAACAAAUCUGUCUCUAACUUCCUCAUUAUCGUAUGGUUACAGAUAUAUGUAUCUAUCUUCUAAGCCCUCUUAAUCAUAACUUAUCUAAGUUAAGAUCGUGACAAAAUUCUCUAAGUUGUUGGACAUAAAUUGGUUUAGUAAACCCAUCUGCCACUUGAUCUCCUGACGAUAUAAACUUGAUCUCCAACUGCU
Messenger RNA from Oryza brachyantha (malo sina), 1737 nucleotides. RefSeq lists its product as uncharacterized. The record is from RefSeq and is a predicted model, not a curated record. The coding region runs from base 78 to 1421 and encodes 447 amino acids. The transcript has 4 exons. Lineage: Eukaryota; Viridiplantae; Streptophyta; Magnoliopsida; Poales; Poaceae.